AUUAUUGCAGAAAUUUGGAGUGUGAAUGGUAAUUGAAAUAAUUUAUUUUUUGAUACUCUUAUUGGUGAUUCUGAUUAUUUUUGAUCGAAGCUACCACGCUGUUGUUUCCAGUUGCAGGAAAUUCUUUAACAUGGAUCCUGAGGAUGCAAAAUUUAUGCGAACUGAACGUAAACCAGGUUCUAUCGAUGUCCAUCCCAAUGUUGAUGCAAUCAUUCUAAAUUAUGAUUUGGACAUACAAAUAUUGGCAUCCAAGGAUAGUGUAAUUUAUGAGGAAAAAAAGGGUCUGAAAAAGAUUAUAGAGUUGCCAAUGAUUAAUAGUCGUACUGAUUGCCAUGUUUUGUCAAAAGAAGUUGUCAGUCAAUGUGAUCUCAUCCACCACUCACGACUUGCAGAAGUGGAGCAAAUAAUAUAUUAUUUGAAGAAAAGGAAGCUUCAAACUGGCGUGAAAGGGGGCUCUGCCUUGCUGUUGGAUGCAGGCCAAAAUUCAACAGACAAAAAUGAAGCAAACUACAACAGUUUGUCUGACUACAUUGAUUUGCUGUAUGAGGGUAUGACUGAAAAAAUCAAAGGGGCACAGCUGAUUCAGUUAUUGGCUAGAGACCCCCAAAAUUUAGAAGCACUUGCUAAAAAUGAAAUUCUGAUAAGUGCACUUGGCCGUGUAUUGAGAGAAGAUUGGAAAAGGAGUAUUGCUUUGAGCACUCAUCUAGUUUUCACAUUUUUUUGUUUUUCAAUGUAUUCCUGCUUCCAUGAUGUCAUUUUGAAGUGUAAGGUAGGUUCCAUCUGCAUGGACAUCCUGGACUAUGAACUACGUCGCUACGACAAGUGGAAAGCGGAUUUCGAAGGCUCCGAAGCUCCCUCCGACACCCCCAUAGUCCCGGCGGCCCGCAAACCUUGCCCCAGCAGCGCCAGCAUGUCCGAGAUUCCCCGGAGUCGCAUCCCGGAGCCGGUUCGUCCGAAGUCUGGCAACUUUUCCGACACCAACAUCACUCAGAUAAUGGAGGGGAGCAUCUACGAGGAUCUGACCAACUCUAUGGAGUGCAUUGACGAUAAAAAACUCACAGAUGAGCAGAAGCUGAAAAGAUUUCGCACACUUGUGAAGAAGCAAGAGCACUUGCUGCGGGUUGCUUUCUAUUUGCUGUUGAAUAUCUCCGAGGAUGAAACGGUGGAGGAGAAGAUGUCCAAGAGGAACAUCAUCGGGCUGUUGGGCAAAGCUUUAGAUAGGGAGAACGAGGAUUUGUUGAUUCUGGUCGCGACUUUCCUGAAAAAAUUGUCGAUAAUGCAGUGCAACAAGGAAGCCAUGAUGGGUAGUUCGAAUGUUGUCGAGAAGCUGCCGAGGUUGUUGGAGUCGAAUAGUGCUGAUUUGGUGCAUUUGACGCUGAAGCUGCUUUUCAACUUGUCAUUCGACGGUGCGGUCAGAGCGAAAAUUGUCCAAGUGGGAAUGUUGCCCAAAAUUAGGAGUCUCCUGAGCGAUGAUAAACAUCAAGAAGUUGUUCUCAAAAUCCUGUACCACUUGAGUUAUGAAGAUGAGAUCAAGCACCAAUUCAUGGAUUGCAUCGGAUUGAUCACAGACAUGCUGGUUCUGAAUGUUGGUAGUGAAAGUGACAAAGCCAUGGUGGCAUUAUGCAUUAAUCUCGCCACUGAUCCGUCCAACGCCCAGCAUAUCAUCAAGAAAAAUAGGCUGCAGUCUUUGAUGAUGCGAGCUUUCACUUACCAGGACGCCAUGUUGAUGAAAAUGCUGAGGAAUAUCUCUGAUUAUCCAGCUUCUGCACCGUCAUUUAUUGAAUUUGUUGGAGAUAUUGCAAAAGCGGUAGUAGAAUCAAGAGAUGAAGACUUCAUUAGAGAAUGUAUCGGCAUUCUAAGCAAUAUAUACUUGCCUGAUCUUGAUUGGGCUGAAAUUUUCAAGCAUUUUGACAUGGUGAAAUGGGUGAAAAACAUCAUAUCUAGUAAUAAUGCCGAUGCUGAAUUGAUCUUACAUGUUGUAGUUCUGUUAGGUACGGCAGCCUCGGAUGAAGGUUGUGCAAAAUUAUUUUGCGAAACGAAUAUUUUGGGACUUCUAAUUGAUUUACUGAAAACGCAUCAGGAAGAUGAUGAAAUCGUCCUACAGAUUGUGUACAUAUUUUAUGUUACUUUAGCGCAUGGGUCUAAUAUUGAAUAUAUUGUCGGUAAAACAGAAGCCCCCGCUUACCUCAUCGAUCUCCUCCAAGACAACAACAAGCUGAUACGGAAGCUGAGCAACACGUGCCUCAACAUGAUCGCCGACCACAACAGAACGUGGGCGGAGCGGAUCCGGAUCGAGAAGUUCCGCAACCACAACGCCCAAUGGCUGGCGCUGGUCGAUUCGCAACAGCUGGCUCUCGAAGACGAAGAAGACGGAGAGGAGGACGAGCUGCCGCCCUACUUGAACACCGAGUAUCUCAGUACGGCAGUAGUGCCGCCAUUAUCAGAUCUUGUUACAGACCUACAUGAUGCCCCAGAUGCUGAGAUAAUUUCUGAUAAAGAAUUGAACUUCGAUUAUUUCGAUGGUAACCAUCAAAAUGAACUGGAAGCAACGGAAUUUGAGGAUCUAUGAGAAAAGAUGCGAAUGUGGAGAAUGAAUUGAACUUGUCCUGGCUUGUAGCACAACUAUUUAUACAAUGAUAAUUAUUUAGGAAAGAUCUACCUACUGCAACAUAUUCUAGUCAUUUUUCUGUUAGCUAUAAGUUUUUAUUUGAAUAAAGUAUGUCUACUUUUC
Phaedon cochleariae (mustard beetle) is the source of this 2731-nucleotide messenger RNA. NCBI's taxonomy places the organism in Eukaryota, Metazoa, Arthropoda, Insecta, Coleoptera, Chrysomelidae. The record is from the annotation of a GenBank genome assembly.